Molecule: messenger RNA, 716 nt
Organism: Plodia interpunctella (Indianmeal moth)
Lineage: Eukaryota; Metazoa; Arthropoda; Insecta; Lepidoptera; Pyralidae
Exons: 1
Coding region: 125-526 (133 amino acids)
Cellular component (GO): extracellular region
Molecular function (GO): cytokine activity
Source: RefSeq, a predicted model, not a curated record
CUAACCACAGCACGAUUCGCAACGUCCACUCCGACGUGAGAACACGCGCCAACCAAACUCAUUUCACCAACCCUAUUCGGUGAAAUCAACCUGUUGCAAUUUCAAAUUAAGAAUCACUUACAAAAUGGCCAACGAAAUGUGGAUCGUUUUCGUGGUAGUCAUCGCUUCAGCCACAGCGAUGCCGACCCGACAGGAGCCUGACAAGAUGGAUGUCAACGACGUGCUGAACAAGACCGUCUGCCCUAUCAAGAUCCGCAUCGACGAAGACGAGAACCGCAUCCCGCGGCGGAUCAAAGUGAUGGAGUGCGCGGAGAACAGCAACCAAUGGUGCGCCAAGAAGAACGUGCCUCCCAACGAGUGUUGCCAGCAUCGGCACGACAAAGUUGUGAUGCGAUGUGUGGAGAUACAAGAUCACGUGCAAGUGCUUUACAAGACGAACCAGGAGCCGCAGACGAUACGGGUGUCUGUGGGCUGUAUGUGCAUGAUGCAGGACUCGACUGAAGCGACGAAUUCGUCCCCGAGCUGACCGCGCCGCCGCACGCGCCGCCGUCGCCGCCGCCGUGGCCGCCCGCACUCUCAUAGUUCCUAGCUCUCUGAGCCUCUGCCUGUAAUUUAUUGUGUGAAUGCAGAUCAUGCGUGUAAUGUAUAUUGUGGUAUGUGAUACCAGUGACCCGCCGAGAUCUCCCGACCCUAUGGCGUCGGAAAAUUAGGCAGCA